GCACUUGACGCUAAUGAUAACCGUGGUUCUAAGGAACAUGUCCUCCUAAUGGUCAAACUAAAUCAUGUGACAAUAUCUUCGAGAUUCGUGAGAUAUUGAUUGUUAUAUCAUCAUCAUCAUGGUUCUCCGUAACCUUAGUUAUGAAACUUCUUUUCCACAAAUGCUGUUGAAGAAUUUAUUGUUCAUGGCGUGGGAUUGCUCCUUUCUUGGCAUAUACGUGAACCACUUAAAAUAUUCACAAGUUGAAAUAAAAGCUUGUUGUAUGGAUCUUAUUGUGAAUUCACGACGUCGCUAAACGAGAUUGCCUAUCAAUGGUGACGAACCCUGUUCCCGCUAGUUUCUUGACGCGUGCUAAUGCCUUGUUCAGAAAGAACUUAACCUUUCAGAAACGGAACAUAUGGAGCAAUGUUCGUCUCAUCGUGAUCCCUUUGUACCUCUGUGUGCUUCUAGUGGGCAUUCAAGCUCUGUUCAAUACACAGUUCAAUAACUCUGUGGAUAAUCGAUGCGGUUGCAAAUGCAUUGAUGAGAAAAACGGAGAUGGCAAAUGCGAAAGAAAGAGUUGCGGUCCACAAUAUUCAUCUCCAAACCAAGCCUUCUUUUGUGCCUUCCCAAACCCUCCACCAUUACCUCCACUGUUACAUAUUCCGAGUUCUGUACUCUCGUGCACACGAAACACCAGAUCUUGUCAUGUAACAAUACUUGUUACUGGGAAUAAUCAUACCCUUGGAGCAACUAUAUCUCGGAAUCUGCUGCCUACUUAUUCCACGGUCAAUUCCUCUGACGAUUUCUUGCGUAAUCCCGCCUAUAAUGUCUUGGGUACAACAUCAGAGGCAGGCAACACCAAUUAUCUUGAUCCAGGGACUCACUCUAAUCUCUCCAUUUUCAACAUCCAAGCUCGGUGCACUCCAAACACUACAUUGUCAUCAUUCUCAUUCCAACAACCACUUCAUGAGUUUCAUAAAGAGGAGAGAUGUGUUCAAGGAUUGAAUCUAUGGCGGAACAACUCCAUGGAGGUCAACAAUGAAAUUUUCGAGGGAUAUCAGAAAGAAAAUCACGAGGAGAGCAUCAAUGAGAUCGUUGCAGGUUACUCCAUUUCUCUAUCAUGUAUUUGUGUGUUUACCUGCACUUUUCUUACUGCUUUAUUUAUUCUUCAAUCAGCAUACGAUCUCCUGGACACUAAUAGGAACAACUUCAAUGUGACUAUUUGGUAUAACUCUACAUACAAAUUUAAUAUAAAAGAUAGGCGUGUAAAGUUGGUCCAAGUUCCUCGCUCAGUCAACUUGGUUUCGAAUGCUUACCUUCACUUUCUGCAAGGCCCUGGAACAAAAAUGUUGUUCGAAUAUGUCAAAGAAGUGCCUAAACUAGAAAGUAGACUUCGUCUAGACAUUGCGUCUCUAAUUGGCCCUCUUUUCUUUACAUGGGUUAUUCUUCUUCUGUUCCCAGUGAUCUUGACCUCAUUGGUGUAUGAGAAGCAGCAGCGUCUAAGAAUUAUAAUGAAAAUGCACGGCCUAGGAGAUGGUCCAUACUGGAUGAUAUCCUAUGUAUAUUAUCUCAUCAUAUCCACCUUAUACAUUAUAAGCUUGAUGAUAUUUGGAUCAGCAAUAGGGCUGAAGUUCUUCUUGUUUAAUGACUACAGCUUCCAAUUCAUUUUCUAUUUUCUCUAUAUAAAUCUGCAAAUAUCCACUGCCUUUCUAGUCUCCUCAGCAUUUUCAAAAGUUGAGACAGCAUCAGUUGUUUCUUACAUACACAUCUUUGGAUCCGGACUCUUGGGUGCAUUUCUCUUCCAGUUUCUGCUUGAAGAUGUAUCAUUUCCCAGACGCUGGAUUUUUUUCAUGGAGUUGUAUCCAGGUUUCUCUUUGUACCGUGGAUUGUACGAGUUCUCCAUAUAUGCGUAUCAGAAAAACGUGACUGGGAGAGAUGGAAUGAAGUUGAAAGAUUUCACUAAUAGUGCAAUGGAUGAAGUCUUCUACAUCAUUAUCGUUGAGUGGUUUGUGGCGCUCAUUGCAACAUACUAUAUUGAUCAGGGUUCUUUAUCCAUGGAAGACUCUUUUUCAUUCUUGAGAAAAAAAUUCAAGCAAUCUCUUUAUCCACAAAAGCCUAGGACGUCAAUGCAGAGCUCUUCAGUUACUGUAGAAAUGGAGAAAUUAGAUGUUACUCAAGAGAGAGACAAAGUUGAGAAACUGAUGCUUGAGCCGAGCACAAGCCACGCAAUUGUAUGUGACAACCUGAAAAAAGUGUAUCCACGUAGGGAUGGAAACCCGCCAAAAAUGGCUGUUCGAGGGUUGUCUCUAGUAGUGGCUUCAAAAGAAUGCUUCGGCAUGUUAGGACCCAACGGUGCUGGAAAGACUUCUUUCAUCAACACGAUGACUGGACUUGUGAAACCAACAUCAGGCGCAGCGUUUGUUCAAGGUUUGGACAUAUGCAAGGAUAUGGAUAAAGUGUACACAAGCAUGGGUGUAUGCCCACAACACGACUUGCUAUGGGAGACACUGACUGGACGAGAACAUCUGCUCUUUUACGGAAGACUUAAAAAUCUUAAAGGCUCUGAGCUCAACCAAGUUGUAGAGGAUUCUCUUAAGAAUGUCAACCUUUUUAAUGGAGGAGUUGCUGAUAAACCUGCUGGAAAAUACAGUGGAGGUAUGAAAAGGCGGCUAAGUGUAGCCAUUUCACUUAUUGGGAGUCCUAAGGUGGUUUAUAUGGAUGAGCCAAGCACAGGACUUGAUCCAGCUUCAAGAAUGAACCUAUGGACUGCCAUCAAACGAGCUAAAAGACAUACUGCGAUAAUCCUAACGACUCAUUCUAUGGAAGAAGCGGAGUUUCUCUGUGACAGAUUGGGUAUUUUCGUAGAUGGAAGGUUACAGUGCAUAGGAAACCCAAAAGAGCUAAAGGCAAGAUAUGGUGGAUCUUAUGUGUUUACCAUGACAACCUCUUCAGAGCAUGAGCAGGAUGUGGAGAUGUUGGUCCAAGAUUUAUCUCCAAACGCCAAGAAGAUAUAUCACAUCGCAGGGACACAGAAAUUUGAGAUUCCAAAAGGAGAAGUUGGGAUCUCGAAAGUGUUUGAGGCGGUGGAGAAGGCAAAGAGUAGUUUCACAGUGUUUGCUUGGGGACUUGAGGACACAACUCUUGAAGAUGUUUUCAUUAAGGUUGCUAGAGGUGCUCAUGAUUUUAAUGUACUUUCUUGAUUGAUCUUAAUAUACAGAUUAUAUAUAAUAUCUGGUUUAUUCUCGUUUAGUAUCACUCGUAUAUAAACCGAAAUCAAAUCUGUUUUCGAUUCUUCGUAAAGUUUCUCUCCACUAACGUAUUCUCUCUAAAUUUGAUAUUAUCUGUACAUACCGAAUAUCAUGACUUUUUCGUAAUGAAGAGUUUCAUUUUUGUUUGUCUUUUGACAGGAUCAUGCAUUGCUUCUUGUCCAAGUAAUUGCCACACUGGAAAAUUUUGUUUAUAAUAUAUUUAAGAAAAAUAGUAAUAUAUUAUGUUAAGAGAAAUAGUCAUAAUAUCAUAGUCAACCAUAUUACCCAACACUAGAUACGUGAGACAAUAAAAAUAGACUAAUUGUUGUUUAAUCAAGUACGUCCACACGUGAUGACAUCUGAGGUGACGAUAUUUAUCAUACUUAUGUACCAAUCAAAACUUUGUUCAAUAAUAAAAAAACAAUCGAAACUCUCCCUCUUCCACUAGUUUGAGAAUCUAUUGGUCGUGGGAUCACUCUUAGGGAGCUUCGUGCAAAAUUUACAUUGACGAUUGUUGUCCCUAUGGUCACUUUCUUGAUUUUCGUUUAAAUCUCCUUUUUGUAUGUUGUUUUGACCCAAGAGAUUUUUCUGGGUGCAACUGUUUGACCAAAAAUAGAUAAAAUAAAAUAAAUCUUUGAAUAGUUGUAAAGACUUUUUUUUUAUUUAUAAAAAUGAUAGUUUUAGAGAAGUACAAAGACACUACGACUUAAUUUUUUUUUAGUUUAAAGACAGCAAGUAAACUAGUAU
Molecule: messenger RNA, 3977 nt
Organism: Brassica rapa (field mustard)
Lineage: Eukaryota; Viridiplantae; Streptophyta; Magnoliopsida; Brassicales; Brassicaceae
Product: ABC transporter A family member 4-like
Biological process (GO): lipid transport; transmembrane transport
Cellular component (GO): membrane; intracellular membrane-bounded organelle
Molecular function (GO): ATP hydrolysis activity; ABC-type transporter activity; lipid carrier activity
Source: RefSeq, a predicted model, not a curated record